Molecule: messenger RNA, 2245 nt
Organism: Acanthoscelides obtectus
Lineage: Eukaryota; Metazoa; Arthropoda; Insecta; Coleoptera; Chrysomelidae
Source: the annotation of a GenBank genome assembly
GCUUCGCAAGACCAGUUGGAACCCGACCACCGCUUGAGCGCCUUCGGCAAUUGACGAUCGUUGUCGUCCGAUAAACAAAAACAAAGCAGUGACAUAAACAAAAGCAUGAUGAUAGGGACGUUGAAGAUGUAGUGCGGUGCGCGAGUGUCGGGAGUGUGAGAGUUUAACCGUAGCGUAGCGUUGCAAUAUGGUGACUUUAAUGCCUUGCAAUUACCUGAACGCACAAACUUCAACCAGGUGCACAAUGAUCGAUAAAAUGUGCGAGCCAAAGGUCAAGCGAUUAAGGACCGAUGGCGACAUAUCUGAAAAGGAACGUCUGCCGUCAGAUGGAGGUGGCAGCCCAAUGGGCGGCCAAAGCGGCUCUUCCACCUGUGAGUCACCGCCCUCCCCUUCCGCAGCGACCGCUCCCGCACCUGCCCCCGCCGCCCACGCUACCCCCGAUUCGAUGCCGCCUGCACCUGCGUUGCCGCCCACAAGCUUCUCGUCUUCAACAUGGCCGCUACUUGACACACAAGGUGUAAAAACUGAAAUUCGGAGUCCAAGCCUAACUGAAUCCGACUGUGUCGGAUCGGCCCAGGACUCAUUUUACAGUUCACAUUUGGACAUAGGCAAUAUUUACGAUAAGGAUUAUCAUCAAAGUUAUUCUCAUCCCUACUACAAUAGCAUGCAACCUACGCCUGGUACGUACGGCUCCGCUUCCUCAGCAAGCUCCGCCCCUAACUCCGCCUACAUCGCAGCCGCAGCAGCUGCCGCCGCUUCCCCCUUCUACGGCAGCCCCGCCUACGCAUCCUAUUCGGCCGCUGCGGCAGCGAGGGGCGGGGCUUUGAAUCCAGCGGCAUGCAAAGUGAACGCUGCGUCGGGCUACGGUUCCGCUCCUUCGCCCUUCGGCACCGCCCCCAGUGGACAGUCGCAAUACUCGGCGUACGCUGCGUAUACGGCACCGACAGCGGCCGCUUCAGGGGCGUUCUCACAGGGGUUCGCUGCUCAGGGUGUAGAAUACAGCUCAUAUGGUACAACCUACGCAGAUUCACAAACGUCUCAGUUUGCUUCAAGUUACUAUGCUCAAAGUUAUUCACCGUACGUCAGCUCGCCCAGUUCUAGCGGAAGUAUAGGAGCCAGUUCCUACCAACUGACAACAUCAUCAAUUUUAGAUAAUUCAACGAAUGGCAUCUCCCUAGGAGAUAGUGGUUCCACAUCACCUUUGAAAGUAGACAGUGCUCGAAGAUCGAGGGGUGACACAGCAAACAGCACUGGGGAAUCCAGGGGCACGAGAGGAAGGGGUAGAAGAACAAACACUGUAUCUCCUACAAAACCUGAGUCCGCUACAAACAGGGUCUUCAUUUGGGACCUCGAUGAGACAAUUAUUAUUUUCCACAGUUUGCUCACUGGCAGCUAUGCCACAAAAUACCAAAAGGAUACUCAAAGUGUUGUUCAACUUGGGUUCAAAAUGGAGGAGAUGGUGUUUAACCUUGCAGAUACACAUUUUUUCUUCAAUGAUAUUGAGGAGUGUGAUCAAGUUCACAUAGAUGACGUAUCCUCGGACGACAACGGACAAGAUCUGUCAAACUACAAUUUCGCAGCCGACGGCUUCCAGACCAGCGCAGGGGGCACUGCGGGUAGUGGGGGAAGCCUAUGCCUCGCUUCGGGGGUCAGGGGUGGGGUAGACUGGAUGAGAAAACUCGCGUUUAGGUAUAGGAAGAUCAAGGAGACGUAUAACAAUUAUAGGAACAGCGUUGGAGGCUUGCUAGGGGCGUCAAAGCGAGAUGACUGGCUGCAACUUAGAGCUGAAAUCGAGGCUGUGACUGACAACUGGUUGACGUUAGCGAACAAAUGCUUGACGCUGAUCAAUUCUAGGAGCAAUUGCGUCAAUGUGUUGGUCACGACGACGCAACUCGUACCGGCGCUGGCGAAAAUACUUCUGUUCGGUCUAGGAGGGGUGUUUCCCAUCGACAACAUCUACUCUGCUACAAAAAUAGGAAAAGCAAGCUGUUUCGAAAGGAUAGUAGCAAGAUUUGGCCGGGAGUGCACCUAUGUUGUAAUAGGCGAUGGACAAGACGAAGAAGCUGCUGCCAAAGCUUUAAAUUUUCCCUUUUGGCGGAUAACCAGUCACAGCGAAAUAGCCGCGCUGUACAACGCUUUAGACAUGGAUUUCUUAUGAUUCUUUUCCUCUUCCUUUAUCCCUUGCUUAUGUAUAAAAUUGUAUAUUUUAUAAAUAUAAAUAUAUUAAGAUGUAAUUUUAAAGAGA